UUGACAAAUACAUAAUGGCCGUUACCAGUUCUAGUUACCUCCGAAUAGUGUAACGCGUACAUGAAACUGUCGUGUGCCAGAACAGUGUAUUAUUUUAAGUAGAAUUUUUCCUCUUAUGUAUCUCAUGUAUCGUGUUUCUAUUUGUGAAAAAAUAAAAUACUGUGUUCAGAACUGAAAUCAUGUGAAAAGAAAGGUGAGAAAACGUAAAAUCACGAGAAAAAAACACGGAUGGUAAAACCGCGUUCGCGGAGGAUACAGAUUGAAUAUAGGAUUUGUGAAGCCAUAAGUGUGGUGUGUGACAUUUUUAAACAACUCUAAAGUUAACAUAGAUCUGAAUUAUGUUUAUGGUUCAAACAGAAAAUGUCUUGAUAUUAGUAUUUUAAACAUUAAUAAAUUACUGAAGGAUAUCUACCAAAUGUUAUUUAAAAUUGAGAUAAUACACAAUACAUUAUUUAUAAAGUGACAUACAGAGAUGUGUUAUGGAAAAAUGUAGUUCAAUUGUGUUUAUACAUGGAUGUAAUUUUGCAACAAAUGUGCUUUAAAGAUAAGUUAGAAUACUUUCAAAAUGCAGUUGUACAAUUAUUCUUUAAUGGAUAAUGUAGUUCUGAAAAGAACUACCUACUAUAUGCAAGGAAUUAAUAUUCAAAUAUGGUUAACAUUAAAGUGUGAUAUUGAGAACAAAUGUCAACAACCUAUGUAAAUAAACAUAUUUUGAAAAAAUAAAAGGUUAUUACCUAAACAACAGAUGAAAUAAGAAGUUACAUGCAUGACAGGAAUAGGAGACGUAGGUCGCAGACGCGUUGAAUGGCGCCGUAGCGCAAAUACAAUUUUCUUCUAUCACUAAGCUGUAAUUCAUGAGUGAGAUAUAGAAGCAAAGAUAGAUAAGCUGAAAAGGUGGCUAGACGCUACCCAGAGUAAAGAGGGGCUGCGUGGGCAUGCAGCAGCCUCAGUCACGCCCUCUUCUCGGGGACUCAGUAUCCUCUACAACUUCCCCGACUGCUCGGCGUAACAAUCCUGUUGCUGUUUUGACACAUCAACAGUUACAACAAUUACAACAACUGCAGGCUCAAAAUUCGAGUGGUCAGUCAUUGACAUUUGCUUUACAACAAACAUCAAAUAAUCCGCAAGACCAAGGAAAUAGGUCAACAACUGGAAACCAUAUAGUAUAUGUAAACCAGUUAAACCAUUUAAAUCAGAGUACCAUAAAUCCCUCAGGGACUGGUAUGGGCCUACCCCCGGCCACCCCCACUUUUGGGGUGGGCCUUAAUAUGGGAUUGCCACUAUCACUUCUAAAUACCAGCCUUACAUCCCUCACAUCUAAUGUUAUCACUACAUCAAAUCCUCUGCUCAAUUUGGGCCUGCCAAGUAUAAAUACAGGACUAACUACAAUAAAUCCUAGUCUCAAUCAGUUAAAUACCAUAAACUCAAAUUUAACUUCAAAUAUUGGUUCAAACAGUAUUAAUAAUGGUUUAUCUGGUUUGGGACAGGAUAUAAAUAAUAUAAAUACUGGAAUUAAUAGGCUCAAUACAUUAAAUUCAACAAAUAUAAAUUCUGGAUUAUCCAGUGUGAAUACUGGAAUUACCAAUGUAAAUCAGAAUUUAACAAGUUUAAAUUCAAACAUAAACCAGAAUGUUACCAGUUUGAGCACAAAUUUUACAUCCCCAAGCUCUGGUGUAUCUGGUUUAACUGCUAUUAAUCCAAAUAUAAAUGCAAAUUUAACUACUACCAGUAUAAAUUCUGGUAUGAAUCAAGGCCUCAAUCGAUCUAUUAAUGCUUUAACAACUGGAUUAACUCAAACUAGUCUAAAUUCCAGCAGUACACAAUUUCCAUUCCAAGCCAUACAAAGUAUACAGAGUAUUGCACCACACAUUGUUGGGUCAAAUAUUGCACAUGUACCAAGUUCUGCUAUAUCGCAGCACCCGAAUUCAAACGUUUCUACUAUUUCACAAAUAACAAAUACUGGUACCUUGACAAGUUCCAGUAUAUUCACAAGCACUUCCAGUGAACCAAUUCAUUCAACCACAGCAAAUGUGAAUCACGCUUCAAACGUGAAUCUCACUACAAAUAUUCCACAUCUUGGUACAAUGCACUCAAAUUUAUCUAAUGUAUCAACGUCUAAUGUGCAGCAUAUAUCUGCAUCAAAUGAACCGAAUAUGUCACUGAGUCAUACUUCUUUAAGUUCUUCUCAGUCAACUGGAUUUCAAUCUCAGCGACAAUAUUCACAGGGAAUUAACCCUGGUUUAAGUUCAUCGGUAACAUUAACGGGCUCGUCUCAACCAUCAAAUGUGGUCAGUACAAUAAAUACUGUAAAAUCUAUGCAGAACAUUCAAAGUCAAAAUAUUAGUUCUCCAAGCAGUCCAUUUUCAAUACCAUUAAAAAGUCCAGCAUCUAAUAUUGCACCACCUACACCAAGCCCUAGUCCUAACAGACUACUACUUAGAAGUCCAGCGUCUAAUUCAAUACAAUCUAAUAGAAAUAGUCCAAGUCCUGUUGGAACAUCAAAUAAUAAUUUUAAUAUACAAAUGCAAAGCCCAAUGCAGAGUCCAAUGAGUGUUAGCCAAAUUCAAAGUCCUGUACUUAGUCCAUAUCCUCCUGCAAAAAGUCCUCAUUUGUUAAGUGGAAAUAACUCUCUGAACAACAGAAGUCCAGCACCUGGUGGAAGUCCUGGUCCACCUGUGGUUAGACCCAAUACACCAAUACUACAACAAGGUAUGCAAGUAUUGCAAAUAAUUCAUGGGACACCACAAGGGUAUCAAUCAACACCAACGCAACUAGUGACUAGGACACAUUUGAUUGGAAAUCAACAAAUUCAAAUAGCUGCAACUAAGCCUACAAAACAGCCACCACAAAUUUUACCAAAACCUCCAAACCAACAAGCUGCUGGAUCACAACAAAAACAGCAACGUGUUACUACCACAAUUACAAAUCAAGUGACACAACAAACUCAACCACAGUUAGUUCUUGCUGGACCACAACCAAGUCCUACAACAGCUACAAUGAUACCAACAGCACAAGGUCUAUUAUUAAAUCAGGUUCUGCCGUCAACUGGACCCGUUAUUGUACAACAACAACCAGGUGGUGUUCAACUCAUACUAAGAACGCCAGCGAGUGCCCAGCAACAAACACAUACUGCACAGCUAACACAACAGCAAUUAGUUAGAGUUGUGACAGCACAAGGUAUGCAGUUACAAGGCAUUACACCUACGUUUUUUGCUGUACCUAAUGGUUUUCCUCCAGCUGCAUCUCCAGUAAUUAGACAUACUCCUUCUAGUCCAGCACCUUCUGCUACUUCAGGGACUGGUAAUUCUAUAGUGAUUCAAAAUGCAAUGGUACAAAGUCCUCAACCACAAAUCUCACAAGUAGGAUCGAGUUCUAAUACUGGUAACACUCCAUGUACGCAAGCUGUUGUUGAACAAUCUUUAUUACCACCUCCUAAGAAAAAAGCAAAAAAGAAAAAGAAAGCAAAACGGAAAGACGAUGAACCACCAAAAUUGGAUCUUGCUAGUAUAAUGAAAAUAUCAGGAAUUGGAGAUGAUGAUGAUAUUUUUGAUACUGAUCUUACAACUGAAUCAGAUGUUUCUUGUCAAGUUCAAGUUGACUCAAGUUCAGGACAAACUCUGGGACAACUUUCAUCCCAAGUAACGAUACCUACCAGUUCUGCUCAGAAUCUGAUACAAGUACCUGCACCAAAUACAACGAAUACACAAACUUCCGCGUCUCAAACGUUUAAUAGCCAACUUGUUGCCCAACUUCAAAUGCCUGUGCAAAAUGUACAAGGACAAUUACGAUUUGCUCUUGGAGAGGAUGGAAGAGUUGUUUUGCAUCGUACUCCAGAAUUAAAUCAGCCUGAAAUGGAUCAAGCUACUGCUCAAGCACUAAUACGAUCAUUAACACAAGGUGGUGGACAAAAUUCUCCAAUUAUUUCUCACCUUCUUGGACAAGCGCAAACGACAACACAAUCUACACAAAAUACUGUGUUACAAAGACAAAAAUUUGUUAAAUCACCUUUAUCAUCCAGUGUUUCAACGGUUACUACUACUGUAAGUUCAACAGCUCCACAAAGUGUUACUUGUGCAACUAGUCCACAGCAUGUGCAAGUAUGCUCAAAAUCAAAUAAUCAACAGAAAAGUGUAAAUGUUCCUCAAGAAUCCAGUCCUGUGUUAAAUGUUUGUGUCCAAAACAGUCUUGUAUCUUUACAAACAUUGGAUAUGCAAGCAUCGAAAAAUAUCAAUGUACAAAAUCUCGCAUCAACAACAAAAACUAAUCAGUCAUCUAAUUCUAGCCUUUCACAACCAAACAGUAAUGUUCUAACGCCUGACGUUUUAGCAACAAAACCUUCAUGUACUACGUUCAAUGUACAAAAUUCUCGAUUAACUAAUACGAGUCAAGGUACUAAUAAUCAACAAAAUUCUAAUGUUUCCACACAAAAAUCUAGUCAAGUGCGACUUACAAAUGCUUGUGUUACUACUAAUGUGCGACAAAAUUUAAAUAAAAUAUCUCAGAGUGCUGCUCAUGUUCAAAAAUCAUUACCAAAUAAUUUAACUGUACAAAAUGAACAUACUGUGACAAAAAGUAAUCAGAGCCAUCAACAAGGAAAUCAACAGGAGUCAAUAACAUUGCAGCAAGAAACACCAAUAUAUCAGCAUAAUCAACACCAACAAAUAACAGCACAGACUGUACAAACUCAGAAUGUCCAACAAGUUUUCGAACAAAAUCUUCAAACUUCUGCAUCAAAUGCUCAACAUAAUUCUUUAAACAUGUUACAACAACAAAGUUCUUGCAAUACGGCAAUGCAACAUGAUGCUAUGAAUGUUUUACAACAACAUUCUAGUAUUCAACAAAAUACAAUUAAUGUUUUGCAGCAAAAUGCAUCUAGUAAUGUACAAAAUAUUGAACAAUCUGGCAUUGGUGAUUUGACUCAUGCGCAACAAAAUGUUAUUACAAAUAUGCAACAGCAAAAUACAUCUGCUAUUUUGCAUAAUACAAGUGUACAGCAAAAUGUAAAUGUACAACAACAAAAAGUUGUUGCAGCAAACACAUUUUCUUCUGUGAACACGCAUCAUUUUGAAUCCCAGAAUACAAUUAAUGCUAUACAGCAAGGACUAAAUACACAGCAAAAUAAUCAACAUCAAAAUAUUGUGAUUACAAAUGCUCCUCCUUCAACUGUUAUGCAACAAAAUGAAUCUCAAAAAGUAGAAACCCAAAAUACAACAAUGCUUAAUUCAGCAGCAAACAAUAUAUUAAAUAAUGCACCAAAAAUUACUCCCGAAAUUUUAAAUGCAUUGAGUAAUUUAAAUCCUAAUGAUCAGUUAUUAAUUGCAAAUGCAAAUGGACAAAUGCAAGUAAUCAGUCAGCAGCUAUUACAACAAUUUUUAGCAGGACAAUUAAAUGCAACUAACCAGGUACAAAAUCAAAACCAAACUCAAAAAAUAGUGAUUGGUGAGCCAGAUGCAAAUAACCAGAAUUUACAAGGUGUACAAAUUAAUACUCCAACGAGUCAAAUAAUUGUGAAUAGUUCUGGUGGAGCUCCUACAAUUCAAAAUAAUAUACAGAAUAUUGUAGUACAAGCUGCUCCUUCUCAAAUGCCGCAACAUAUACAAAUUCAAAAUUCCAGUUUUCCUAGUCAGUUUAUUGACAAUUUAAAUCAACAACAAAUCAGAAAUUUAGGUAAUAAUCAACCAAAGAAGGCAAAAAUUGUUAAAAGAACAAAAACUGCUGUUACUACCCAAAAUACUGGAAAUGCACAGGUAACAAAAACAAUUACUGUUUCCCGGCCAACAAUGUUAUCAACAAAUAUAACUAAUCUUCAAAAAGUUGAUAAUUCUAACAAAGUAAAUACUGUAGUGUCACAAAGUACAAAUCCAAUUAAGAGUGAAUCUUCACAAGUUGUUACAAAUGGUCCUGUACUUCCGUCUUCUCCUGGAAAUCACUUAUCAGUUCCCUCAAAUGGUCAAAUGGUUCAAAGAGUACAGACUAUUCAACUUCCUGCUCAAAAACAACAAUUAUUAAAAAAUAUACAGUCUCAAAUACAAGCUAUAUUAGCUCGUAAAUCAGGUUCACAACCAGAUCAAAGUGUUUUAACAAAAUUAUAUCAAGAACAAGCAAAAAUUUUGGCAAGUGGAAAGGUUGUUAGUACUACAACACAUUCUGUCAGUAGUGGAACAGAAACAAGUUUUAGUGUAAAUGCAGUUUCAACAAUGGCACCAAAUUUAAUAUCACAAAAUUGUUAUAAAAAUCAGACAUCAGCUGUACAAACUCAAACACAGACAUCAACUACUGUGGUAACUUCACAAAACUUAAAUCCAAGUACAUCUUCAACGGUACAGAAUAAUUCAUCUAAUAAUUAUAUGAACAACCUUUCGAUAUCACAAAAUGUGCAAGGGCAACAAUGUGUACAAAAUAAUCAAAAUGUACACCAAACGCACACAAAACAGCACAAGAUUUAUCAGAAUCAUGGAAAUCAGAUAUUAAGUCCGUCCUCUGCCAAUAUACAAAUUUUCUCACCACCAAUUACCUCUGUAGCUACUGUGCAGAGUAACGCACAACAGUUAUCUUCAGUUCAAACUCAACAAACUGGAAUGCAACAGUCAACCCAAUGUCAAACAGACCCAUUAGACAUAAAACCAAAUAUGCAAAUAUCAAGUCCUGUUAAACAAGAACUUUCUUCACCUAUUCAAAUACAAGUUCAAAGUGGUUCACCUGCAGGACAGGUAGCCUCACCUAGAAUGAUUGGCAAAGGAUCACAAAGAAUUCAAAGUCCUGUAAACACUAAUGGUAAUUCCAAUAAGCAAACUGUCAGUCCUAAUAAUAAUUCAAGUCCUUUAGUAAGCCCCAGACAAGGUGUAAAAAGACCAGCAUCCAGUCCAAUUUGCAGACAGAUUAAUCGUAGUGACUUAUUAGAACAGCAAUUAAAAAUUGAUCAAAAUGGUGCGAUAAAUCCAGACGUAAAUACGCCAUUUUUGAGCAAACGUGAUGCUUGUAAACGUCUUGUACGAUAUCAUUGUUUAAAUGAGCAAGUACUUAGUUCUAAAGAUUUGGCAAAAGCUGAUGAAAUGUUUGAAGAAACAGCCAAACAUCUUCUAUCAAAAUUCAAUUCCAUGAUGAACAAAUACACGUAUCUUCUUUUAAUGGAAAGCAUGCGAGAAGUGAGGACAUCAGAAUUGAUGAUGAUUGACAGAACUUUUGUUGCUGAAGAACAAAGUAUAUUAAAUAGGUUACGAGAACAAGAGGCUAAAGUUAAUGAAGAGUUCAAAAAAGAAGAAAAGCCAUUGGUGCCAAAGGUUGAACCUGGUCUUACAGAAGAAGACAAAUUAUCACCAUCAUUAACUAAUGUGUCUGUAAAACGUGAAUUAGAAGACGACUUUCUAAGUGACGAAAUAGAAUGCAAACCAGUGAUUAAAUCAGCAAAUUGUACUAGUGGUGAUUAUGAUGAGUGGGUAGAGAUACAAAAAGAACUUGGUGUAUAUCCAUCUACCACAGACUCAUUUAAAUGUAAAAAUAUUAAUAACAGUGGUAGUAAUAGUGCAUGUGCUGUGGCUGUUACAAGGUCAUCUAAAACUGAAAGAACACGAGCAAAUGGUGAAUGUCGUCUUACUGUAUCAAAUGCGAAUAUUUCUGGAGUUCAAAGUACAGUUAUAAAAGACAAUUGCGAACAAGAUAGUACUCCAGUUUUUGAAAAACGUUGGAAUAGUGCUACUGAUCUUGAGCGAGAUUUGUUAGAAGAUACAGACAGCCUAGAUGGACUGGCCUUACAUUCUCAAACUCAAUGUCCAGGCUCUCUUCAAGUAACAACCGAAAGUGGAAAUGGUAAUGAACAUGAUGAUAUUACAGCGCAGGUACAAUCUGCCAUUGAUAGCAUUCUUAAUCUUAAAAAACGUCCUACAAAUACAUUACCUGGCAAUGGUAAUAGUGCAUCACAAUCCAGUGAAUCAAAGGACACAGUGCUUGACCAAGCAGUCCGUAGCAUUUUAGGCUCGUGACCCUCCUUUAAUAAAGUAUAUUAAACAAGUGAAGUUAAUGGUGAACAUCAUGCUAAUUGUUCGUUUAAAAAAUUUUUAAAGUACUAUACAUUUUUUUGGUGAUUUUUUUGUGGUUAUGUGAAUAAUCUAAAAACUAUGUUUGAUAUUAAGAAUGCGACAUUAUCUUUGGUAAUGCAUAUUUGAAAGCCUACAAAUUGUUGCUAAAUUAUUUGUAUAAAUCCUACAAUUUUAAUUUCAUUUAUACAUAAAUUAAAACGACUAUCUGGA
Frieseomelitta varia is the source of this 8246-nucleotide messenger RNA. RefSeq names its product extracellular matrix-binding protein ebh-like. Gene Ontology annotation, cellular component: SWI/SNF complex. Bases 936 to 7979 code for a protein of 2347 amino acids. The transcript is spliced from 16 exons. Lineage: Eukaryota; Metazoa; Arthropoda; Insecta; Hymenoptera; Apidae. The record is from RefSeq and is a predicted model, not a curated record. Gene Ontology annotation, biological process: positive regulation of DNA-templated transcription.